AUGGCCUGAGCUAUUCUGUGGAAAAUAAUGACAAAUGGAGUGGGAGACAGCUACUGCAAGCAAAUGAGGAGAACAUGACUGACGUCCCAGAGGAUGGAGGGCAGCCGUAUGUCAGAAAUUGCACUGAACCAGCUCUCCACGAAUUCCCCAAUGACAUCUUUACAAACGAGGACAGGAGGCAUGGAGCCGUCAUCCUACAUGUCCUUUGUGCCAUGUAUAUGUUUUAUGCUUUGGCAAUCGUCUGUGAUGAUUUCUUUGUCCCUUCAUUGGAAAAGAUUUGUGAACGCUUGCAUCUUAGCGAAGAUGUGGCUGGGGCAACUUUCAUGGCAGCUGGAAGCUCUGCUCCUGAGUUGUUUACAUCUGUCAUAGGUGUUUUUAUCACAAAAGGAGACGUAGGCGUUGGAACCAUCGUGGGCUCUGCUGUAUUUAACAUUCUCUGUAUUAUUGGUGUGUGUGGGCUUUUUGCAGGACAGGUCGUUGCGCUGUCGUCAUGGAGUCUCUUGAGAGAUUCAAUCUACUACACGCUAUCCGUUGUUGCACUCAUUGUGUUUAUUUAUGAUGAAAAAGUUUCUUGGUGGGAAUCCUUAGUCUUAGUGCUGAUGUACGCCAUCUACAUCGUUAUCAUGAAGUACAACUCUACCAUACAUCACUGCUUCGAAAGGAAGACAAAAAGCGCUGCAAAUAUGGUGAACGGAUUAGCAAGCAACACAGAAAUGGAUGAUAACAGCAACUGUGACGCCACAGUGGUAUUACUAAAGAAAGGUAACUGUUCCAGGAAUUUCCACCGCAAAGCCUCGGUGAUCAUGGUGGAUGAGCUGCUGUCUGCCUACCCACAUCAGCUUUCAUUUUCUGAGGCUGGGCUCCGAAUCAUGAUAACCAGCCACUUUCCUCCCAAAACUCGUCUCUCUAUGGCCAGUCGCAUGUUGAUCAAUGAGAGACAAAGGCUGAUCAACAGCAGGGCUUACACCAAUGGUGAGUCAGAAGUAGCAAUCAAAAUACCUAUCAAGCAUGUUGUUGAGAACGGAACAGGCCCAAGCAACUCCUCCGAGCGGGGUGUGAAUGGCACACGGCGAGACGAAGACAUGGCUGAGGCCGGGAAUGAGACAGAGAACGAGAAUGAGGAUAAUGAGAACAACGAAAACGAUGAGGAAGAGGAAGAAGGAGAUGAUGAUGAUGACCAUGAAGGGCCAUACACACCUUUUGACCUACCCAAUGGCAAGACUGAAAUCUUGAAGUGGCUCUUUACGUGGCCGUUGAGUUUUGUCCUGUACUUCACAGUGCCCAACUGUAACAAACCCCACUUGGAAAAAUGGUUCAUGGUUACCUUUGCUUCUUCUACCCUCUGGAUUGCAGCUUUCUCUUACAUGAUGGUGUGGAUGGUUACAAUCAUUGGCUACACACUGGGUAUUCCAGAUGUGAUCAUGGGCAUCACUUUCUUGGCAGCUGGAACCAGCGUGCCAGACUGCAUGGCCAGCCUUAUCGUAGCAAGGCAAGGUAUGGGGGAUAUGGCUGUGUCCAACUCCAUCGGAAGCAACGUUUUUGAUAUUUUAAUUGGCCUAGGCCUCCCGUGGGCUUUGCAGACCCUGGCAGUGAAUUAUGGUUCAUACAUUCGGUUAAACAGCAGAGGACUUAUCUAUUCUGUUGGUCUCCUGCUGGCAUCUGUUUUUGUCACAGUUUUUGGUGUCCACAUGAACAAAUGGAAACUGGAUAAGAAGCUAGGGUGUGUGUGCCUUUCCCUCUAUGGCAUCUUCCUGUGUUUCUCCAUCAUGACAGAAUUCAAUGUUUUCACUUUUGUGAACUUGCCGAUGUGCAGAGAUCACUAAUGCAGGUGGCAGACUGUCGGGAGGAACUUCCCUCUUACCUGUGCAAUACAAACCACGGCUGGCAUCUCCUGAACACGGUGCACCUCCAAGUCGUGAAGUAUAUCCUGUUCACUGUUCAUAGGACCCUUGGCCCCAUCUCGGUUUACCCUCUCCCUGACCCCCACAACCUGGAAAAAUCCUGCAUCGAUGUGAAGAUUAUUAUUUUUUUCAGCAUUCAUGUGAUUUCCUAGCUCAGUUUUUGAACAGUGACUGGGACUCUAGAUGAACUGGCUGCUAACUGGCAUCAAGCCAGGCAAAACUGGUCUGCUACAAUUCCUUCUUUUUUAAGUUAUUUGACGGAAGACUAAUCUAAUUUAUGACUUAAGACUAUUGCUAGAACACAGAAGAGGGUACAUCAUAUGGAGGCUUGUUUUCAAGGAGAAUCGUGGGAAUUUUUUUGGUUGUUUUGGGUUUUUUUUUUUUUUCUUUUUCGGUUGAGAUUUUUAUCGUCAACGAUCAAUGGCCUCUCUUGCAGCUUCUCCUUCUGAGCGCUGGGUUUCCUGUAAUGAUCGGAAGGUCACAGGGCAGUCUAUGACAGGAAUUCAAUUCAAGGUACUCGGCAUGCGAGUGGAUUUACUGCUUAUGAGAAGAAUAUUGGCAAGGCAACAGACAGUGACUUUUCACUAAACAGAACGAAUCGCGUACAGGUGUGAUGAGGAAUGCAAGGUGAACAUGGAUGAAAAGGGUAAACACUGCUACCAUUUUCAUUAUUAAUGCUGGAGUUUCAUUGCUAGGGUGUUGAUGGUAUUUCCAAGCAAUAGUUUGAGUGCCAGCCCAGGAGGGCUACCAAGGAGGUGUCCUGGUUUCUAAUGAUCCACGCCUGGAAAUGGAAGGUCAGAACCUUCUUUGCAUCAUCAGAUUUCCUUUAGUUUUGGGGGGAUUCAAUAGUUCGCAUCUUAUUUGUUCUGAGAAAGACAUAAAUACGUGUCAAAACUUUUCUAAAUGAGUUACAGACACUGGUUUCUUUAAAAGGAAAGAGGCAUAUUUUGCACAGACAUAAUUACUGAAGUCAUAAUUUGCCACUCUUUAAAGAAUACACUGGACCUGGCCAGAUAUUUUUCUUUUUCUUAAACAGUUGAACUUACCUGAUAAUAGUUCAUGUGGAUUCAUCACCCCUCCUGCAGGAGGGCUGAAGACAGAGAGAGACAGACCGAUGGCACUUUCAAAAUGUGGAAUAUCUUUAACGCAGACUUGCUCACAGAUCUAAGUUAUUGUGAAAAUUUAGCUAUUCAUUGUUCCAAUAUCCCUGCUAGGUUUUGUAUAAUGCUGUAUUAUUAUGCAGGCAGUUUCCACCCCAUGAGAAGCACCAUCACUGCUACAUUUGUAUGUAUUGAUGCUGUGGAUUCUUGCCAGUGCUGGCUGUUGUAUUUACUUUAAGCACUGAUCACUUCUGAUUCAUUUGGUAUGUUUUUUCCUCUUUCUUGUAUAUGUUCUACUGCAAAGUGUAAUAAGAUACUACCAGAUAGGUGAAUGUUUUUGUCUAUGGUACAAACAGUGGCAAAUAUUGGUAGUCAAGGCACAGCAAACCCUAGGUAAAAAGAAACAAAAAAAACCUUAAACUAAACUGUAGCAGGGAAAAAAAAAAACUCCA
Messenger RNA from Struthio camelus australis, 3453 nucleotides. The record is from RefSeq and is a predicted model, not a curated record. Lineage: Eukaryota; Metazoa; Chordata; Aves; Struthioniformes; Struthionidae.